Molecule: messenger RNA, 585 nt
Organism: Striga hermonthica
Lineage: Eukaryota; Viridiplantae; Streptophyta; Magnoliopsida; Lamiales; Orobanchaceae
Source: the annotation of a GenBank genome assembly
AUGACUGCCCGUUCACGCCACCUGGCCGGCGUAGCCUCGCCUUCGCCGACGGCCUCACCGCCGCCGCCUGGGUUGAAGAAGGCGCCGGCCGCCGUUGAGACCCUCAACUCCGACUUCGUGGUGAUCCUGGCGGCCUUCCUCUGCGCCCUCAUCUGCGUCCUCGGCCUCGUCGUCGUCUCCCGCUGCACCUGGAUCCGCCGAAUUUGCGGCGGCCGGUCGCCGGAGCCGGCGGUUCCGGUGGCCGCCAACAAGGGCCUGAAGAAGAAGGUCCUGAAGUCCCUUCCGACGAUGACCCUGGGGGAACGCGAGCUCGCGGACCGGCCGGCGAAGCUCGCCGACUGCGCCAUCUGUCUAGCGGAAUUCGCCGCCGGCGAGGAGAUCCGGGUGCUGCCCCAGUGCGGCCACGCGUUCCACGUGGCGUGCAUCGACACGUGGCUGGGUUCCCACUCGUCGUGCCCCUCCUGCCGCGCGAUUCUGGUGGUGGCGCGGUGCAAGAAGUGCGGGAACGUGCCGGCGUCCGAUUCCCCCGCUGCCGGAGAUCGGCCGGAGGAGAGUGAGAGCCGUGUGGAUAGCUUUCUGCCUUGA